Cheilinus undulatus (humphead wrasse) is the source of this 1289-nucleotide messenger RNA. Its product is annotated as serine/threonine-protein kinase NIM1. Gene Ontology annotation, molecular function: protein serine/threonine kinase activity; ATP binding; tau-protein kinase activity. Bases 66 to 1289 code for a protein of 407 amino acids. The record is from RefSeq and is a predicted model, not a curated record. Gene Ontology annotation, cellular component: cytoplasm. Gene Ontology annotation, biological process: microtubule cytoskeleton organization; intracellular signal transduction; protein phosphorylation. The transcript has 3 exons. Lineage: Eukaryota; Metazoa; Chordata; Actinopteri; Labriformes; Labridae.
AGUUGACUCCAUGUCAAGAGGAGAUCCUCACACUGACGCCCCAAAAAGCGGGGAAAAACUUGGAGAUGAAGACGGGCCUGGGAGAGGAGCUGGAGGUGAUGCAGCACACUGCGUUCGGAAAAGCGAUUUAUGAUCUGAGCCACUCUGAGAGGGUGAUGAAUGAUCUGACGUUUGGACGCCGGGUGGGGCUUUACGAGCUGAAGGGAGAGAUUGGCUCUGGAAACUUCUCCCAGGUUAGAUUGGGGAUACAUGACCUGACCAAAGAGAGAGUUGCAGUUAAAAUCCUGGACAAGAUUCAUCUGGACGAUCAAACACAAACACUCUUUGAUUCAGAAAUCUGCUGCAUGCUGAAGCUGGCUCACCCAAACAUAGUGCAGCUGUAUGAGGUGUUGGAGACGUUCAAGAGGCUCUACCUGGUGAUGGAGUACGCCAGCGGCGGAGAACUGUUCUCUCGUAUCAGCACCAGGGGGCGCCUGUCAGACCUGGAGAGCAAGCUUGUGUUCUCACAGAUCAUUUCUGCAGUCAAACACAUGCAUGAUAAUAAAAUUGUGCACAGGGACCUGAAGGCGGAGAAUGUCUUCUACACCAGCACCUACUGCAUCAAAGUGGGUGACUUUGGUUUCAGCACAUCCUGCUGUCCCAACGGCAUCCUUCACACAUUCUGUGGCUCUCCACCAUACACAGCCCCUGAGCUGUUCACAGAGAGAGGCUACAUCGGUCAGUGUGCUGAUAUGUGGGCGCUUGGCGUGCUGCUUUACUUCAUGGUGACGGCUUCUCUGCCUUUCAAAGCUGCAAACACAAACAUGCUGAGGUGUUGUAUCCUGCAGGGCUCCUACGUCAUACCUACAUAUGUUCCUACAUCAUGUCAGGAGAUCAUUAAAGGUCUGCUGAGGCUGGUUCCUUUAGAUCGCCUCACUAUGGCAGAAAUCAUGGAUAGUCAUUGGAUGACAGGUAUUGAAUACCCUCAGCCGUACCCCGUCUGUCCAAAAACACCCUCCCAGCUGGUCGAUCCCUCUCACAGCCUCAGCUCAGAUCAAGUGAAGGCGAAGGCAGCGCUGGAGGAUCUUGGAAUCACUAAGGCUCAGCUCCUGAACAACAACCUAGACUUGAGAAGCCCCGUUACAGGAACUUACAGGAUUCUGCUUCACCGCAUCCAGAAGAGGAGAUCUGUUGAGGCCUUGGGCUAUAGUCGGACGAGUGCUAAAGAGUCACAUAACAGACUCAGGUGGAGAGCAGGCUCAGAGGGAAGGUUAAACAAACACAAAUCUGUGGUCUGUAGCAUCAUGUAG